ACGUGCUCCUGGCAGCCAGCUGCAGGCGCGAGCCCGGCCCCCGGCACUGGGAGGGGGACUGGCCGCUGCAGCCCGCCCCGGGAUCCCUCCCUGCGCGAGACGCUCCCGGCACGAGCCAGAGGCGGCCGCGCAGCGAACACGUGCAGCACCCUAGGGAGCAGGGAGCCUGCAGGGCCUUCCUCGGCAGCAGCGUCCCGGGGCACCCACUGGUCUCUCUCCCGUGAAUCGCUGCUCCUGGCAUGUGGGAGGCCGUUUCCGCUGACGCAGCCAUUGUCACGUAGGCCGGAUUGUCCGUCUGCUCGCUGCCCGGACACACGCCGUCAGCAUGCAGCGGGGCUACGUGCCCUUCCUCUAUUCGGUGGCUGUCCUGGGGCUGGCGGCUGCAGUGCCGGAGGAAUGCACGAUUAUCGAGGCUCUCCAGAACAAGCUGACGUAUCAGCAGCGGCUCCAGUACAUGAAACACUAUUUCCCCAUCAACUACACCGUGAAUGUCCAGUUCGAAGAGGUUCUCAGGCCAUCCAACAUUACCAGGCUGCGGGAACAGGACGUCAGCGAGCUGUCCCUGCGCUGCCUGUGGCUCAGUGUGAACUCCCAGGUGCUGCCGAAGAUCCGCGCUGUGCUGCUGGAGAAGCACCCGUCCUGGGAGUACAUCCAAGAUCUCUGCGUCCUCUUUGAGCAGCUGGAUGAGGAGUACGAGGACUGCAACCAGGGGAAAAUGGACACCACCGUUUGGGACGUGGUAGAGCAGGUUCUCACCGGCGACGCAGGGAGCAGCCGGAAGCCCGUGCGCCCCAAAGCCCUGCUGGAUAACUGCGUCAAGGUCAUGAGGAUGCUGUACAACGAAUCGUGUGCGUCGAGAUCCCUUCCAGGGCAGCCAGAGCGGAGACAGCUCCCAGCUCACGGGGGUGCUAUCGGGGGAGGUAACUAGGAUUCUGCCUAUGAUCAGGAAGGAAGCGUGGCCAUUUCCUCCCUCUCUCCAUGCCCUCUGCACCGCCUCGGCAUGUGGUCUCUGUUGUCGCGCUGCCUGUCUGCUUGUGCUCCACAAUCCCAGCUUCCGUGUUGCGUUGUGCCUGCCACCUCCCCGGGGCCCAGAGGAAGCCAGCGCAUCUUCCAAGGUGCCCGGCAGUGGGAGCUUUGCCUUGCUCUCCCAGGGAAGAAUGAGAGCAAAGGCGGAGGAUGGAGAGCGCAGAGGAGUGGGUUUUCUCCACCGGUGCCAUAGGACAAGCUCAGGAAAUCGUUCUGGCACAGGGAAUCCAGGGAAGGUGGUGGCAUCUCCUGCCAUGAACAGGCUGCAUUUCUGUCCCUCUGAGGCUGCGGCAAUGUGUUGCUCCUCUUCAUCCCCACCUCUAGCAGUUGAGGUGUGAAAACCAAGGGAUUUUCUCGCCAGCGUUGUCAGAGAGAGAGCAUGAUGUGACCUGGCCUGGGGCGUGUUGGCCUCGGCGCAUGCCUGAGUCAGCUACGCCGCCGGCUGUGUCCCACCCCAGGACGCAGAGCGGUGCACAGCAGCCCCCGCAGAGAAGAGCCGCUGGAGGGAUCCUGCCCAUCCGGUGGGUGCUCCCUGGCGACUGCUGUGACUGGGCUGGCAGCUUCGCGGCAGGGACGUUGCAACCCCUGAACGUUUAACCCAAAGCCGCUGUAGCUGGAACAUCCCCACUCGGCCUGGCCUCACCUGGGGCCCAAAGAGGAAAGGAGCAUCAGGCCACGGAGCGAGUGGGACAAGGGGCUUGGACCCCAUGUACGAGGGAGCCGCCUACAGGGACACUUUCCAUCCUGCCCAGGGCCGGUGCAUGUGAGAGCAGGACCAGGCCUGUGGAGCCAAAGGAUCUGAGAGUGCCAACAGCAAUCUGCCCUCGGACGCGUCCUAGAGCUUGUGUUGUGGUUCCCCUCCUGAGUGAGCUGAUGGACGAUGGAGCCGUGCACCUGCAAUAUGUGUUAAUGAGCCAUUGACCAUUGAUCUGACCCUAUUUCUAAAACGCCUGUCGCCAUUGUCACCCAGCGCCGUAGAACUCACGACCAGGCCCUUGGGCUGCCUGGUCUGUUCAUUCACCGGCUAGGGCACCCAGAGACACGCGCUAGAAGACGUUCUCUGCUCCUGUUUUCAGUGCUGCCAACUCGUGAGGUUUGAUCGCGAGUCUUGUGACAUUUGCUGUUUUCUUUAAAGCCCCAAGCCCUGGAAUCACUGUAUAAAUGCACCUUGUCGGCUUGCAUUAACGAGAAAAAGCUGGUCUGUCGCUCUCCUGGCCGCUUGUAAACGUCUCCCCUAGAGGCUCCAAUGCCAAUAAAUGCAAUAAAUCGCAAGCGAACCCAACUAAAUUUAAAGUCUCGUGAUUCUGUGGGGGCUGGGAACCUCUUGGAUGUCACGUGUCCUCCCUCCCGCCUGCUGGGAGACUCGUUGGCCUUGUCUGACCGGUUUCUGUGCAGGCUAAGCGGCAAGGGAUGCCCCGAUCCCCCCCGUCACACACAGCUGGUUUGUGUCCAGAAGCUGAAGUGCUUUUCAAAGGGAGAUCUGUAGAUGCGGGAGGACUGGGCUGGGUCUGCUCCAGCCAACGUUGUAGCUGGAAUUCUCCACCAACUGGAGCAACAGUGGAAGCUGCCGUGCAGACGGCGCAGGGGCGCUUUGCGCUCUGUGCUGUCUGACUCCACCUUGAGCGUGGCUAGAGGACACCGUGAUAGACAUGCCCAAGUCCUCGCUCUACUGCAGCUUUCACCCUAGGUAGCACUGGUGGAGAAUGAUGUCAAAGUGUGCUGCUAAGUCAAGGCCAGAGAGGAAAGCGAGAGGGUUUGCACAACAAGAGGGAGCAGCAUAUGGGGAGUUGGCCAUAGAAGCUUUGCAUCUGAUGGAAACAUUGAUCCCCGGGGUUAGCCUGGCCCGUGAAGGUGGCAAAUGGCAGAUCACCACUGCCGAACCACGGCUACCGUUCUGUGCUGUUGACUGCCCUGUAACUGGUUCCCUGGAAAGUGCUGAAUCCUCAGAUGGCCCAAGGGUUGAGCAUGUCUCACAGACCUGGAGGGAGAAUUUGACGCCCACAAACAGGAACUGGGUUUGAACCAGAUUUUGCAGCUGCCUCCCUCCAUGCAUCUGUUGGUCAAAGCCCCUUUUUUCCAAUGAUGGGGACCACCCCCGAUUCCACCUGCAACUACCUGUAUUGUCUCCCAACCCAGCCACCUCAGACCUAGUGUAGUAGAUUUGUUGGGCCCAGGAAGAAGUGAAGCAGCCCCUGGAAAAGGCAAGAGCAGACUAUAAGCAAUAUGCAGACUGUAUCGACAGCAACGUCCCGCCUAUGCAGUGGAGCAAAAGUGUGGUUCUCCACGGAUCAUCUCCACCCAGACAGACACCCUCUCACAAGCUGGACUUCUGGUUCCUUGGUACUUUUAAGAUCCUGUAACAGGUUGAUCCAGUUGCUUUUGAAUUCCAUCUAUUCCACUCUCUGAAGUUUCACAUAUCGCUUUUAAAACUCUACUCAGAAAACCCUUUCCUGCACAGGACCCAGCCACCGCUUUCACUGGUACAGGUACAGGGCAUCAGACAUCAGAAAUAGGUGGUUCAUGAGAUCCUGGACUCUAAAUUUAAAUGUGGCCGGCUCUGGUGGUCUCUGCUUGGCAUCCCCCAUAGGUGUUCCCAGGCUGCCUCAGACCAUGCAAGUCUUUGAACCACCACUUCACUGGGCCAUCAGGCUCAUGGACAGCAAGAGGGAUCUGGGUAAGGGAAACAGUUCCCAUCCCUCUGGGGUGUCCCCCACCACCAUCCAUCAUGGGCCGCCUUCAGUGUGGUGAGUCAUGAUGGAUGGAACAUGGAGUGGUUAGCAGCAUCAGCCAGCUGGCUAAGUGUGCCUCAGAGGGCAUCCUCCCAGAAGGGGCUCUGACGAACCACUGCCAUAGCCUCACCAUCUCCCAGGGAUCCAGCGUUUCCCUUUUUCCUGGCUUGCCUGGGAGGCAGACAUGGGACAGGGCCACCUCACAACCAGCUUCCAUGCACUAUCACGGCUGCUACCUGCAUUGAGUGUUUCUGACCCAUGGUCAGAUGCCUACCAACCCCCUCCCAUCCUGGCCCAAGCACUCCCGCUUGCCGAAGCAUCGUGCAGUUGGGGAGGAUGGUCCCGGUGACAGGAACGGACAGAAGUGCAGUGGCGGUUCAGGGGGCAGCUCAGAUACGUGCAUGGAGGAAGGCGUUAAGGUGACCCUGUGGUGGACCAGCACUGAUGGAAGAAACCCCCUCUUAUAGCCUCACUCUUUCCCCCAGCCCUGGGGGACAGGACAAGCAUGGAGGAGGCUGCCCCAAAAUCUGCAUGCCUGGCUCCCCAGGCAGCUCCACCUACUGCUGUCAGGGGACAGGGGAGACUGAGCUAGCACAUGCAGCCCCAUGAAUGAUCCUUCUCCAGCUUCACCUAUGGAAACGUUUUAAUGACCUUUAUGUCCUCUAGAUAGUCAAGUUCGACCAUCUUCUCAGCGCUCUGCCAGGGCCCUUGACCAGCCUCAGCAGGGCUGAUCCAAGGGUCUCACUAAACCCUUCAAUGGGUGGUGGUGGCGAGUACAGCAAGCAGGGACUUAACCUUAGCUUGUCAAUCACAGAAUCUCAGGGUUGGAAGGGACCUCAGGAGGUAUCUAGUCCAACCCCCUGCUCAAAGGGGGAACCAAUCCCCAGACAGAUUUUUACCCCAGUUCCCUAAGUGGACCCCUCAAGGAUUGAACUCACAACCCUGCGCUUAGCAGGCCAAUGCUCCAACCACUGAGCUAUACCACUUACUGGGAAUGCCUCCUUCAUGGGGAAUAUUUGCAAUCCCUAAUCCCCAUCACGACUGGAGCUCAAUAGGUACCCACCCCUGUCAGCCUAGGGUAGACACACACUGCACUAGCCUCUGUAGUGCGCAUGCAGCUGGACAGCUCAGGGAUCCCAGACCUGAUAUUGGCUCAGCCUCGCUGGCUGAAGGCCACUUGUCCCGCUCAGAAGUUGGAAGCUGACUGCUCAGAGAUCACAUAACCAGUUCGCGUGCCAGAGUCUCUUUCAUUAUCUGAAUUAACCAGGCACAUCACUCCACCAACUAAGAACGACCGUCCACCAGCACCCGCUGGAACAAGAAAGAGCUAUUAAUCUGACAGUCCUUUCCACUUCUGGAUUGGGUGAGAUUUCCUGUGAUGAAUCAAAUUAAGCUGGUGGUGCCCUUCCAUCAGUUACUUUAAGUUUUAGCUUUGCAACCAUCCUUUCCCUGGAACCGAAAGACUCUGGCUUCUCAUAAGCUGCCCGGUAGGUCACUGGAAUAAUGCCACUGGAGUGCCAGUCAGAAUCAUUUGUAGGUGG
Messenger RNA from Mauremys mutica (yellowpond turtle), 5296 nucleotides. It is a transcript of the gene IL34, whose product is annotated as interleukin 34. Gene Ontology annotation, biological process: positive regulation of cell population proliferation; positive regulation of protein phosphorylation; positive regulation of monocyte differentiation. Gene Ontology annotation, molecular function: macrophage colony-stimulating factor receptor binding; cytokine activity. Bases 326 to 928 code for a protein of 200 amino acids. The transcript has 7 exons. NCBI's taxonomy places the organism in Eukaryota, Metazoa, Chordata, Testudines, Geoemydidae. The record is from RefSeq and is a predicted model, not a curated record.